Messenger RNA from Cotesia glomerata, 1239 nucleotides. RefSeq lists its product as uncharacterized. The record is from RefSeq and is a predicted model, not a curated record. NCBI's taxonomy places the organism in Eukaryota, Metazoa, Arthropoda, Insecta, Hymenoptera, Braconidae. The transcript is spliced from 6 exons. The coding region runs from base 276 to 1148 and encodes 290 amino acids.
AUUUAAUUUUUAAUCAAGCAUAUAUUAUUUUGAUUGCGUACUUGACACUUUGGUGUUUCCGGUUGCAAGACGACACGUGAAACACCAAGGAAAAAGUUCUUUUCGCUGUGACUUCGACGCGCGACGGUCGUGCUUUACUUACACGCAAACAAUACCGCAUUUUGUGAUUAAUUUUUACCUCUUGGUUAACUGGAACGCGUAAUAUUAUUUAUAUUAAAUAAAUUCAAGUAAUUGCUUAUUAAUAAAAAAAAAUUUUGUUAAACAUAAUUCCCAAAAUGACCGACACGUCCAAAAAGGAUAUUGAUUUUACUCCUUCGAGUAAUGAUGAAGUCGAUUCGUUCACUCACGGUGAUACUAUGGUUCAAUUCACAGGCUCGGUGGCAUGGAUCGACGGCAUGAAAUUGUUGAAAAGCAAGAAGAGGAUCUUUCGCUUUGUUAUGACGAAUGGAACCGGUCGCAGAAUCCGAUUCUUGGUUUGGGAUCCGUUAAUUUCGGAAUAUCAGGCCAAACUUCAUGAAAAAUUGGUGGUCAAGUUCGAACGUUUGAAGUGUCAAAAUGCUGAUCCCAAUUUCGCGCAAGCUGCUGAAGACGUUGCCCCAAUUGAAUUAACGAUUACCGGAAGUACAACGAAGGACUAUGACGACAGCACGUCUGUAGGACCACGUGUCUAUGAGCCGAUCAGCAUUCCAAGAGUUUAUGAAGAAUUCGGUAUUGUAUGCGUCCAAGGAUUCAUAAGAGACCUGUUUGAAGAUAUAACCUUUAAUAACAACGUAUACGGUGCCGGAUCAAUCACUGAUGGUGAAUAUCGGGUAAAAGUCCAAGUGCGCUCAUUCUCGAAAGCUCGUGAUUCAUUAAAAAAACAUACACUUGGCGUACAUGUUGAAGUGAAAGGACAAGUCAAUAGAGAUAAAACAAGUGCAUUUCCGUACGUGCAAUGUAACUCGAUGUCUGAUGUAAAAAUCGUCGAUGACAAAAUGAUGAGUGCGGCUGAUGUUAAAAAGGGAUUCCGAACCCCGACUAAUCCGUCUCCCAAAAGGAUUCGCAUUGAACCAUCCACGAUAGAGGAGAUAAACGGUCCAUCAAAUUCCCGUCGGGUGAUCAGAGAGGAGAAAGGGCAUAGAAUACGAAAAAAGAACGGAUAUUUAUAAUAAGGAUUAAUAAAAAAAUAAAUAAGAUUACUAAUUGAGAUAUUAAGUAAUAGAAUUUAGACGUAAGAAUCAUAGCAAUUAGUAAAAUCUG